Messenger RNA from Camellia sinensis, 3102 nucleotides. The record is from RefSeq and is a predicted model, not a curated record. NCBI's taxonomy places the organism in Eukaryota, Viridiplantae, Streptophyta, Magnoliopsida, Ericales, Theaceae.
AUUAGUUUUCAUUCAUGCACUCCGUUUGUCAUCUUCUGCAUAGAACGACUUCUCACUCACUCAUCCAUUUCUCCGAGCUUUUCUUCAAUGGCAGCUUCUUCUACUGCAAGAGACCAACAAGCCGCCUCCUCCUCCUCCUCUUCCAUGUCCCGGUGCGCCUACCACGCCUUCUUGAGUUUCAGAGGCAAAGACCUCCGCAAGACCUUCAUCGACCACCUCCACACAGCCCUCUCCCAAUCAGGAAUUCACACUUUCAGGGACGAUGACGAGGUCGAAAGAUGCCAAGACAUUGACUCCGAACUCAGAAAAGCAAUCCAACAAUCUAGGGUUUCCAUAAUUGUGUUCUCCAAAGGCUAUGCUUCUUCAAAAUGGUGCCUUGAUGAGCUAGUGAAGAUUGUUGAGCGCAACAAGACCUCUGGGCAGGUCAUUUUGCCUGUGUUCUAUGAUGUUGAUCCAUCUCAUGUGAGGAAUCAGACUGGGCCCUUUGGGGAAGCAUUUGAUAGGCAUGAAGAGGAAAGGAUGGGAAUGGUGAAGAGGUGGAGGGAGGCUCUCACUGAAGUUGCAAAUCUUGGAGGGAAGGUUUUGCAGAAUGAAGCUGAUGGGCAUGAGUCAAAGUUUAUCCAGGAAAUUGUUACAGAGGUUGGAAGUAAGUUGAAUCGCACUGUUUUGAAUGUUGCACCCCACCCAAUUGGUUUAGAUGCUCGGGUCAGAAACAUUAAUUUGUGGCUACAAGAUGGGUCAACUGAAGUUGGUGUAUUGGCAAUUUAUGGUAUGGUUGGAAUAGGGAAGACAACCAUUGCCAAAACUGCUUAUAACCUAAACUUCUACAAAUUUGAUAGUAGCAGCUUUCUUGCAAAUAUUAGAGAAGCUUCGGAACAACCUAAAGGUUUGGUUGGUUUACAAAGGCAACUUCUUUCUGAUAUUCUGAAGAGGAAAGCCAAAAAAGUAUACAAUGUAGAUGAAGGAAUCCUUAGGAUUAAAAAUGCCAUAUGCUGCAAAAGAGUUCUUGUUGUUCUUGAUGAUGUGGAUCACUUGGAUCAAUUAAAUGUUGUAUUUGGGAUGCGAGAGUGGUUUUAUUGCGGAAGCAAAAUUAUCAUAACAACUAGACAUGAGCGAUUGCUAAAGGCUCGUGAUGUGUGUGAGAUGUAUAAGGUUAAGGAGUUGGAUGAUAAAGAAUCACUUCAGCUCUUCAGUUGGCAUGCCUUUGGACAAGACCAUCCUGCCGAGGGUUACAUGGAGCUCUCAGAAAGAGUGCUACAACAUUGUGGAGGGAUCCCUUUAGCCCUUCAGGUUUUGGGUUGUUCAAUGUCUGGCAGAAGUGUAGAUGUCUGGGAGAGUGCAAUAAAGAAACUGGAAGUGAUACCCGACAGUCAAAUCCUAAAAAAACUUCAGGUAAGCUAUGAUUCUUUGGAAGAUGACCAUGACAAGAAUUUAUUCUUGGAUAUCGUCUGCUUCUUUAUUGGAAAGGACAAAGAUUUCACGGUUAGAAUACUAGAUGCAUGCGAUUUCUACACAAUAGUUGGGAUUCAAAAUCUUAUUAAUAGAUGUCUCUUAAUGAUUGGUGAAGAUAACAAGAUGAAGAUGCACGACUUGAUUCGGGACAUGGGGAGACAUAUUAUUCACCAAGAAUCGCCAGAGGAGCCUGGGGAACGUAGCAGACUCUGGCAUCAUAAAGACUCCCUUUACAUAUUAAGUGAAAAAACUGGUACAGAAAAAAUCGAAGGCCUUGUGCUUGACAUGCAAAUGUUUAUGGAAGACAACCCUGUUGAAACAUUCUUCAGUAAUAAUGAUGCAAAACGGCAGCUUUCCCAGGAAGUUCUUGAUGAAAUACGGCUGAUGGAGCAAGACAGAUCAUCGAAACGGCGUCGACUUGACGUCUCGAAGCACUCAAUAGAUGCUAUCUCAAAGAUUUCAAAUGAGGCAGACUUGAAAACCGAUGCAUUUGCAAAAAUGCAUGAAAUUAGAAUACUGCAGUUCCAUUAUGUUAAACUCACUGGCUGCUAUAAGGAAUUACCUAAAAAAUUAAAAUGGGUAUAUUGGUGCGGAUUUCCUUUAAAAUAUAUACCUGAUGAUUUUGCUCUGGAGAGUCUGGUUGCUCUUGAAUUGCGUAAUAGCAGCUUGAAACAAGUUUGGAGAGGAACCAAGGUGCUUAGAUUAUUGAGGUUUCUUAAUCUGAGUCAUUCCCAUGGCCUUGCUAAAACCCCCGACUUCUCCGGACUCCCCAAUCUCGAAAGAUUGAUUCUUAAAGAUUGCACAAGAUUAGUUGAAGUUCAUGAAUCCAUUGGAGAACUAGAAAGACUGGUUUUUCUGAAUCUAAGAGAUUGUCAAAAUCUUCGGAACCUUCCAAAUAACAUUUGUAAGCUGAAAUCCCUUGAAAAACUCAUUCUCUCUGGUUGCUCAAAGCUCGUUUUGCCUGUGGAACUGGGCAAGCUGGAAUCCUUGACGGAAUUCCACGCAGACAAAAUUGCUGUAAACCAAUUGGUGUCUACCAAUGGUGAGUUGAAAUCAUUGAGGUCAUUCGUUUGGUCUUGGUUAUCAAAACGAAGAAAACGCCCAGAAUUCAACUUUUCUUUGGAUUCUUUAUCACACACAUUAGUGAAAUUAAGUCUUGCAAAAUGCAAUCUUUCAAAUGCUGCUAUUCCCAUUGAUCUUAGCAGCCUGUCCUUGUUGCAGUACUUGAACCUUAGCGAAAACCCAAUUUGUAGCCUACCAGAGAGCAUCAAAGGUCUUUGUAUGCUUGAGGACCUUUGGUUAGAUUCGUGCACAAGCCUCCAAUCACUGCCGGAGCUUCCAUCGAGUUUAAUUAAGCUCAAGGCACAAAACUGCACAUCAUUGAAAAGAAUAACAAAUCUACCAAACCUGUUGAAUAGACUGUUUUUGGAUGUGAGUGAUUGUAACAGGUUAGUUGAGGUCCAGGGAUUGUUCAGGUUAGAACCUAUUGGAAACUUUGUACCGGAAAUGAUCAACAGUUUGGGCUUGUUUAACUUGGAAUCCAUUGAAAACACAGAGGUGGAAUUGUUCAACAAUAUGACAAAAACAAGAAUAAAAUGUCCUAUACAGGUGCUCUCUCUCUCUCUCUCUCUCUCUCUCUCUCUCUCUCUC